UUGGCUCCAGGAAGCAGAAGAGCCGGUUCCAGCUGCGCGCCCCUCGCCGUCUCCUCCUCCGGGCUCCCCGACUUCCCGCCCCGCCCCGCCCCGCCCCUCCCGGGAGCUGGGUCCGGAGUGCCUGGUGGGCUGAUUCUGGAGCGUGGAAGGGAGCACGGAGGCGAGAGGCAGGCGGUGGCGGCGGGAGGCGGGGACCCUCCUCGCCGCUCCCCCAAGUCUGGCGGAGCCGCCUCGAGCCAGGCUGAGCGCUGAGCAGCGGCGGGGCCGGGAUGCGGGGCUCCCGGGACCGUGCUCGGCGCGCGGGGCGGUGGCGGGCGCGCGGGAGCUGUCCGCGGUGCUGAAGCGGCGGCGGGCGACAGCGACAGGGACUCGGGCCGGGAGCAGGGAGCUCUCCCGGAAGCUCCACCGCGGCCGCGAGGCGGGGACACCGUCGCUCGCCGGCCCAUGCCCGGUCCCCGAGCCCCGCGAGGAGGCGGGACGGUCCGCAGCGGGACAGCUCCAGGUCCAGCGCAGAACCCUCAGGGACUCAGCACCACGGCAGCCUCUCCUCAUUCCUCCGCCCUCAUGUGGGUAUCAACCCAUGCCCUCCCCAAUGCAGGCUCCGUGAGGACUGCGUGGCGGGCCAAGGCUCCCCACCCUGGCAACUGCUGGCAGAACCAUGGAGAGCCUCAGUGAACUACAGAACCCGCUGCUGCCAAGGAGCCCCGCCCACCUCCGCAGUCCCUAUGCCUACUCGGAGGCCCCGUCCAGCUGGUCCUGCCAGGAGAAGCUUUAUUCCUACCUCCUUGGAGGUGCCGCUCCUGCCCAGGCUCACCAGCUCCUAGACCCGGGGUCCCUGCAGCUGGCCGUAGAGGCUUGGUAUCGGCCCAGCUGUCUCCUGGGGAGGGACAAGGUGAAGGAACCCAAAACAGGCAGCUGCGAGACCAGCUUCACAGAAGCCAGGGAAUCCCCAGCUGGGCCCUCGGAGCAGGGCUCAGAGCCUGGUCAAGCUGAGGAGGAUGUCACCAUCCACACUGUGUCCUAUGGGGUUCAAGAAGAGCUGCAGGGCCAGGAGGACAGCCAGGAGGAGGAGAGCGAUACAGCCUCGACAGAGAGUGAGAGUGAAGACGCCUUCCUCACCCUGCCUCCCAGGGACCACUUGGGGCUCACGCUCUUCUCCAUGCUCUGCUGCUUCUGGCCUCUGGGCAUUGCUGCCUUCUACUUCUCCCAGGGGACCAGCAAGGCCAUCUCCAAAGGGGACUUCCGCCUGGCCGGCACCACCUCCCGUCGGGCGCUCUUCCUAGCCACACUCUCCAUCGCUGUGGGGGCCGGUCUCUAUGUGGCUGUGGUGGUGGCUCUGGCUGCUUACAUGUCCCAGAAUGGCCAUGGCUAGUGGUCAGUAGGAGGACCUUCAUCCUGCCUCUCCUGGCUUACCAGAGGAAGGUGUAAGGCUUGGAACUGUGUGCUCUAUGGAGAGCCUUGUCCCUGAAGAGAAUCUGUCGCAUAGCUUGUUGGGGAGGGGGGGCUUCCAUUCUACAGCUCACACAGUGCAAUCUUGUCCUCUUGUCCACUGUUCCCAGUCCCAGAGCGGGCCAGGCGUGGAUGGGAAGCAGGAGCAGCGUUGACUAACAGGCCGAGCCCAACCCCUCUGCCCAUUCCCUACAGGGCCUCUGCCCCACAGGCAGCUCAACCUCCACUUACCAUCUUCCCCACAGAGAAAGAGCAGGAGGUUCCAGGAAGGAAAAGGAAUGCCCAAGGGACAAAGGACCCAGCCAGUCCUUCCACUCCGAGGGGGUUCCCACCUGCGUACAACCUGAGCACCUGCCCCCCACAUGAUGCUCAAGACCCUCCAAUCAGGAGAGAAACACAUGGACCCCAGCCAUUCCUUGUUCUUCCUGACUCUGGGUACUGCAUGUCUCCCAGGUGGAGACGGGGCUGGUGAGCUCUGUGCUAAGGGCAGGUUGCUGGGGCUCUUCUGUACCAGACAAAAGGCAGAGGCAGAGGCAGAUGGGGUGGGGGCCUGGAAUGCUGCAGGACCACAUGACCUGCCAACUCGGACCCCGUUCUUCAUCCCACCAUCCUCUCUGGGCUCCACUAGAAGGGCCCUGAGAUGGCACCCCUACCAGAGGAGCCUGAGAUUGGGUACUGUUACUCCCCAGCUAGUGAGUGCGGGGUCCUAGAUCCAGGCUUAUGGGAAAAGGGUGAGAAGGGGUGCUGGGGACUGGGAAGUGUAGGCCGAGGAUGGAUAUGGACAUAGACACGUGUCUAAGGGAUUUGCUUCUCCGUAACUCUCCGUGCUGGAGGACAGGGCUUGCAGGAGCCUCCCAUGGAGGUGCCCGGGCUGCUGAGAUUUCACCUGGAAUAUCCAGUUGGGAGUAAUUUUGCAGCCGUUUCUAAACCCUCCCACAGGAAGGCCAAGCCUUUCCACGUGUCACAAUACGCUCCCAUCUCUGAAUGAUGGGGUAGUGUUGGCAACGGCUUCAAGCACCUUCACUGAUAACCAUCACUCAGGACUGCUUUCAAACCCCUCCAUCCCCAUGCACUAUGGAAUGUCAGGGUCUCACAGACAUGAAGGGCAAAGGACACAGGACAGUGGGAAGGUAGGCCCACCGGGACUCAAGCUACGGGACUAUUGUGCACGAUUUGGGGAACCUGUUCGUUCCCACACCCCAUCAAGUCCCAAAUGGGGUUGUGGUUCCACCACUACCCGCCUCUCACACCUCCUUAUCUGCCUCACUUCAGGGGUUACCCGCCCUCCACUCCCUGCACUGGCAGUUUUAAUGCCCUCUUACUGUCUUUAUUUACCCUGGUAAUAAACUUUUCUGUAACA
Molecule: messenger RNA, 2809 nt
Organism: Meriones unguiculatus (Mongolian gerbil)
Lineage: Eukaryota; Metazoa; Chordata; Mammalia; Rodentia; Muridae
Gene: Syndig1l
Product: synapse differentiation inducing 1 like
Exons: 5
Coding region: 659-1372 (237 amino acids)
Cellular component (GO): membrane; intracellular membrane-bounded organelle
Source: RefSeq, a predicted model, not a curated record